This is a messenger RNA of Ectocarpus siliculosus, 1506 nucleotides long. Lineage: Eukaryota; Phaeophyceae; Ectocarpales; Ectocarpaceae. The record is from the annotation of a GenBank genome assembly.
AUGGCGCCGCCAAAGCUUGCGAUGAGGAACCAGGCAGUGCAGGCUGUCGGCGAGAAAUACUUCCAGGUGGCCCUGGUGGACAUCGGGUGGAAAAGCUUUGUGAUCGACAAGGCCUACUCUACGGAGGGGUGCCUCGACGGAUGGGAGGGGACAAAAGACAUCGGAAGUCCUUUCGGAGACGGCAUUUACAGGAAAAAGUCGGCGGUGUACGGUAACGGAGCCACUGGGGCGGCCGAUGCGUCCGUGGGGCUGUUCGUGGUGUCGGCGUUCAUCGCCAUCAUCAUGUUCAAGACGGUCAAGAUGUCCUACACUGGACCUGGAUCUAUUUACAGCAUUGGGCUCCACAACAUCGCCGUGAUGUGCUUGCUGCUUUCUGUGGCAUCGGGCAUCUCGAUCGCGGCCUUCUGGGGUAGGAUCCAGGGGAAGCUGGGUGACAUGGAAAGCUCUCUCGCAGCUACCUUGUUCAUGGCAACCCUGGACGUGUGCGAAGACGACUGGGACACUGUGGGGUUCCCGGUAGGCGAAGGCGAAAGCGAAGAGAUUUUCUGCCAAGCGAAGCCGUGGAAUUUCGAAGUCCCUCUCUACGCUGGCUGGACCGCCAUCGCGCACGUGGCGGUGAUGUUCCUUACCUCGGUGUGGAUCCUAACCAAAUCCGGCCUGGUGGAAGGGAUACUGGACGGCUCGAAGCUCGUUGGCGGCAAGGCAGUAACGCCCCGCGUGGUAGAGUACGAGCAGGCCGUGGGUAGGGCACUAGCCACAACCGAGGAUCCGGACUACGACGUCUCUGACAACAAGCUCUACACGGGGGAGGCGAACAUCAUGAUCAGGCCCUACCCUCUCCCGGGAAGUGUCAAGAAGGUCGCUAAGGCUGCGGAGGCCCUCGUUUCCCCUCUGAGGAAAAUGCAGGGGGGAUCUCCUAAGCACACCAAGGACAACACUUUGCGAACUGGAGAGAGAGCUGGAGUCAGGCCCAAGAUUGCCCUCGGCGGGGACAUCGAGGGACAAGCGACGGGCGGACACAACUUGUCCUCACCCGGCCCCGUGCAGUCCAUCCCCCGCGCCACGGGGGCCCCUGGGUCUAAGGCCGCUACCAAAGCGGCCAAGAAGGCAGCCAAGAAGGCGGCUAAGAAGGGCGCCCUGCCCGGGAAGCCGGGCGGCGGAGGAGGAAGAAGCGCUUCGGCUUCGGAGGAGGAGGUGUCCCCGGCCAUCCGCUCGUCGAUCGGCAAGGGCCACGGGAAGACCAGGUCCGAAAUCGACUGGGGCCGCAUCAUGGAUGCCGGCGACAACGACGGCACGGCCAAGCAAUACGACGACGGUGACGAAGACGAUGAUUCCCCGCACCUGUCAUCGGUCAUGCUGGGCGACCUGGACAUGAUGUUUCACGGCCCCUCCGUGAAGGACGGCCUUACCCUUGGAGCCAUCACCGAAGACCCACGCGAGGACAUGGUCUCCGAGUUCACGAUGACCCCUAAGACGAGGGGGUCCGCCACUCACUUCGAGGUCUGA